Messenger RNA from Hypoxylon fragiforme, 1710 nucleotides. RefSeq lists its product as uncharacterized. NCBI's taxonomy places the organism in Eukaryota, Fungi, Ascomycota, Sordariomycetes, Xylariales, Hypoxylaceae. The transcript has 4 exons. The record is from RefSeq and is a predicted model, not a curated record. The coding region runs from base 94 to 1530 and encodes 478 amino acids.
GCAUUAUAGUUGUCACUUUGCAUAACUUAGGAGAUAAUUGGAAUGUCCCAUCAAGUCGUUGGUGGGGCCUAAUUCCUGUUAACCAAACGGAGCAUGUCAAAUCAAGAAGGAAUCGCAUUUUGUCCCUUUCGGAGCGAUCCAAUUGGAAAUGUUCAAGUAGCUGACUUCUCAAACAUACAAUAUCUUCAGCCUGAAGGUCCAGACGAAGAAGUUGCAUACUCAGCUGGAGACAUUGCACCAAAGCUAAAUGAUGUAAAUGAAGACCAAUCCCAACAGAGAAUAUAUUUAAAGCCUCCGUUACCGAAAUCUCCACCCCCAGUGAAACCACACAAGGUGAAGACUGAAAAGCCUGACAAGCCCGACAAGCCUGCUCCAGCAGCGCCCAAGCCAGUGAAAGACUCCAGUACCGAGCUUACGGGGAGGGCGAGGAAGAAAGCUAAGAAGAGAGAAAAGGACAAAGAAAAGAAGAAAGUCAAAAGCAAGACUGACGAUGCAGUGAGGGGUAUGGAAGAAUCAACCGCCAAACAGCCGGAGCCCGAACAGCCGCCGGAAGCUCAUGUAGCCCCGGAAGAGCCCUCGCUUAAGGCUGAGGCUGAGGCUACUGAAUCAAAGGAUGUACCGACGUCCACUCAUCCAGCCGACCAAAAACCUGUCGUGACUGAGACGAAUAAAGAAACUAAGAGUGAUACUGAGUCGAAACCUAAAUCUGACAGUCCAAAUAAAGACGAUGAAAUCAAGGAGGCAUCACAAAAUAGUAUUUCAUCAGAUGCCGCACCAACUCACGACUCUUCAGAUCCGCCAGUUCCAGAACAGCCGAAUGAACCAGCAGCCUCAGAACCUACCCAGAAAACUGUGGAUGCACCAGCUACAACCGAAACACUAGACGAUAUUAAAGCUGCAUCAAGCGAUAAACAGGUGGAAUCUGAAAUAACUCCAGAGCCUGUGAAAGAUGCCGAUAGCGCCGCUGCCAACGAUACUGCAUCAGCCGAGUCUGCAACUGAAACUUGCUCCAAGGUGCUGAGCGGAAAAGAGGCGCAAGAAGGGGCAAGUCAGUUAACAGAAGAGGCUACAACCUCGCUACCUAAAGAGCUGGAGAAUAUUCACGAUGAUAUACAACCCGGGGCACUCGAGGCGCCAGGAAAGGUUGAAGAAUCUAUGUUACUAACAACUCACUAUAAGGUACCACCAAGAGGAGAAAGUGAAUCUCCAAAGCCGAAAGAUCCUAAUGCCCCUGUGGAUGAACAACCCGAUGUUAAUACAGGUGACCAGUCUUCUGUCGAGGCUCCUGUUUUUAGCGAGGGAGUUUCGGGCACUGCCGUAGAGUCUCAAGGUCCAGUUGCAGCAGAAGAUACUAAACCGACUGAGCCUGUCUUAGACUCAGCUACGUCCAAUGAGGAGGGUGAUACUAAUGAAACUACUGCCAGUGAGGUGGAGCCACAAAGCGAGACUGCUCCCAAGACGGUAGAUAAGCCCGUUGCUGAAGCGGACCUCGAAAAGAGCUCUGAGAAUAAAGAGCCAUGUCGAAAGUAAUGAGUCUUCAAGUACAGCGGCUGACGAUGCGACUGCUGCCCCGGAGCUCCAGACUCCCCCCGAAGAGCCAAAGGAAGAGCCGCGUACCGAGCCAGCCCAGCUGGCGACUGAACCAACUGAGUUACCUGCCGCAUCGGACGAGGCCGCGAGUGAUCCGGCUGAAUCUAAUACACACUCUGA